GCCAGGAGUCAAGGGGCCGGUUCUUGGUUUUCUGCAGAGACAUGAUGGAAGGACCAGGGGCAGGAGUGGAAACAGAUGGAGACUAAUUGGGAGGCUAUUUCACGUGAGACAUCUGCAUCUACUCUAUGGAGAGAUAUGAAGAUGAAGUGUUCAUGGGAAGGCAAAAUGCUGGGAUGUCAUUCUGUCUUCUAGUUCUGAUGAGGUGGAGGUAGGACCCAGGACAAUGGCUGCUGCUCAUGAUUUGGAGAUGGAGAAUGUGCAUAUGGGUAGAGACAUAGAAGAGGAGCUGGAGGAAGAGAAGAAAAUGAGAGAGGAUGGGGAAGGUAAAGAUCCCUUCAAGAACAAAAAGGUCCACAGGAUUGUCUCAAAAUGGAUGCUUCCGGAAAAUGUCCGAAGAACAUACUUGGAGAGAGCUAAUUGCCUCCCACCCCCUGUGUUCAUCAUCUCCAUCAGCAUUGCUGAGCUGGCAGUGUUUAUUUACUAUGCGGUGUGGAAGCCUCAGAAACAGUGGAUCACCUUGGACACGGGCAUCUUGGAGAGCCCAUUGAUCUAUAAUCCUACGAAGAGGGAGGAAGCCUGGAGGUUUAUCUCAUACAUGCUGGUACAUGCUGGAGUUCAGCACAUCUUGGGAAAUCUUAUUAUGCAGCUCGUUUUGGGUAUUCCCUUGGAAAUGGUCCACAAAGGCCUCCGAGUGGGGCUGGUGUACCUGGCAGGAGUGAUUGCAGGAUCUCUUGCCAGCUCCAUCUUUGAUCCACUCAAAUAUCUUGUGGGUGCCUCAGGAGGAGUCUAUGCUCUGAUGGGAGGCUAUUUUAUGAAUGUUCUAGUGAAUUUUCGAGAAAUGAUCCCAGCCUUUGGAAUUGUCAGACUACUGAUCAUCAUCCUUAUAAUUGCGUCAGACGUGGGAUUUGCUCUCUACAGACGGUUCUUUGUCCCUGCAAAUGGAUCACCGGUGUCCUUUGCAGCUCACAUUGCAGGUGGAUUUGCUGGAAUGUCCAUAGGCUACACUGUGUUUAGCUGCUUUGAUAAGGCACUGCUGAAAGAUCCACGGUUUUGGAUAGCAAUUGCAGCCUAUUUAGCUUGUGUCUUAUUUGCUGUGUUUUUCAAUAUUUUCCUAUCCCCAGCAAACUGACCUGCUCCUCAUAGAAACCAGUUAUUAAAAAAAAAGUCAUCUGGGGAAAAAAAAACACCUGGGGAACUCUAUAAAGAAACAGAGCAGUCCCAGCUAAUGCUAACAAUUUUUAAAAGAAGGCAAAACACCACUGAUGUCAUCAGUUGCAAAGACGGCUAACAAAAGGACUUGGGGUUUAAGCAAGGUGCUUCUAAAUGCAUGGGGAGGGAAGAGAAAGAGAGAAAAGGGAAGGGCAAUAAAAACCAGACUGGGUCUUUCCCAGGCUUAUGGUGUGCAUGUACGUAUCCUCUAAGAGACUUGCUCUCCUUGGAGGAUACAUUGUAGAAAUUGCUUGAUAGCAGAUAAUAAAAACUUUUCAUACCUGUGUCAGACUAUUGGUAAUCACUUUUGAUCAUUGAGUAGAUAGAUCACUGAGGUGCUUUAUGUAUUUCCCCAUGUUUAAGAUACACUCUUUUUCGAAAAAUUUGGGGUCUAAAAACU
Molecule: messenger RNA, 1609 nt
Organism: Hipposideros armiger (great roundleaf bat)
Lineage: Eukaryota; Metazoa; Chordata; Mammalia; Chiroptera; Hipposideridae
Gene: RHBDL2
Product: rhomboid like 2
Exons: 9
Coding region: 224-1129 (301 amino acids)
Cellular component (GO): membrane
Molecular function (GO): serine-type endopeptidase activity
Source: RefSeq, a predicted model, not a curated record